AUGAUUCCAAAUAUCGCAGCAAUUCUAUCGCUGGCGAGCCUUGCGGCUGCCCAGCAGGUGGGUACCCAGCAGACCGAGACUCAUCCUUCAUUGUCGUGGAGCCAAUGCACGAGUUCGGGAUGUUCUACAAAGAGCGGCUCUGUUGUUGUUGAUUCCAACUGGCGUUGGCUUCACGAUGUCAACAGCACCACGAACUGCUAUGACGGAAAUGAAUGGACCACCGUUUGCAGCACCGAGACCGACUGUGCAACAAAGUGUGCCCUCGAAGGCGCGGAUUAUUCAGGAACUUACGGAGUUACUACCAGUGGCAACGCCUUGACCCUCAAGUUCGUUACCGAUGGCCCAUACAGCACCAACAUUGGCUCGCGUAUGUACUUGAUGGCCAGCGAUAGCGCGUACCAGAUGUUCACCCUGUCUGGCAAUGAGCUAGCUUUCGACGUUGAUCUUUCAACCGUUGACUGUGGUCUUAACGCCGCUCUUUACUUUGUUGCCAUGCCUUCCGACGGUGGCAUGUCAAGCCAGCCAAACAACAAGGCUGGCGCCAAGUAUGGAACUGGAUAUUGCGAUGCCCAAUGCGCUCGCGACCUCAAGUUCGUUGGUGGAAAGGCCAACAUUGAGGGUUGGGUGCCAUCAACCAACGACCCCAACGCUGGAGUCGGACCAUACGGGGCCUGCUGUGCCGAGAUUGAUGUCUGGGAAUCCAACUCCCACUCGUUCGCCCUCACCCCACACCCGUGCGAGAACAACGCCUACCACGUCUGCGAGACCGAUGGCUGUGGCGGUACAUAUAGUGAGGACCGAUUUGCCGGUGACUGUGACGCCAACGGCUGUGACUACAACCCAUACCGCAAUGGUGUGACCGACUUCUACGGCAAGGGAAAGACCAUCGACACGAGCAAGAAGUUCACCGUUGUCACCCAGUUUGCCCAGAACAACCUCACCCAGUACUUUGUCCAGGAUGGUGAGACCUAUUACAUCCCCGCCCCGGCUUUUGACGGCUUCCCCGACAGCAGCUCCAUCACUCCAGCCUACUGCUCCGCCGAGGUUAGUGUUUUCGGCGACCGGGACCGCUUCAGCGAGGUCGGAGGAUUCACCAAGGUCAACUCUGCCCUGAGCUCCAACCCCAUGGUAUUGGUCAUGUCCAUCUGGGAUGACCACUACGCCAACAUGCUCUGGCUUGACUCUUCCUACCCUAUUGCCGACGCCGGUACCGAGGGUGCUGACCGAGGUGACUGCGCAACCACAUCCGGUGUUCCAGCAGACGUCGAGGCGUCCAUCCCCAACGCCCAAGUCAUCUGGUCCAACAUCCGCUUCGGACCCAUCGGAUCAACCGUCUAA
Pestalotiopsis fici W106-1 is the source of this 1338-nucleotide messenger RNA. RefSeq names its product Exoglucanase 1. The record is from RefSeq and is a predicted model, not a curated record. The transcript has 5 exons. Gene Ontology annotation, biological process: carbohydrate metabolic process. Gene Ontology annotation, molecular function: hydrolase activity, hydrolyzing O-glycosyl compounds. Bases 1 to 1338 code for a protein of 445 amino acids. NCBI's taxonomy places the organism in Eukaryota, Fungi, Ascomycota, Sordariomycetes, Amphisphaeriales, Sporocadaceae.